Canis lupus familiaris (dog) is the source of this 4613-nucleotide messenger RNA. It is a transcript of the gene UACA, whose product is annotated as uveal autoantigen with coiled-coil domains and ankyrin repeats. The record is from RefSeq and is marked provisional. Lineage: Eukaryota; Metazoa; Chordata; Mammalia; Carnivora; Canidae. Gene Ontology annotation, molecular function: actin binding.
GGCAGCAGGAUGUAGAGUGCUGUUCAGGUUCUCCAGCGGAGUCCCCGAAGGGGCCAGCUUCAUUGAAAGCUUCUGCACAGUGAGAGGAGGAGUUACAGUACCUGACUCGGGGCUGCUCUGAAUCCAGUGCUGCUCAGCCGGGAAGAUACUUUCCAAGCGUUAUGAAGGCGGAGAAGGAUCCCGAAGACGAGGAAAAUAUCCUUAGAGAUCCAAGCUAAGUGUAGCCCAGCAUGAACAGGAAGAUUUGUAAAGAGAGGGACGGAUUCACCGGCUAGGAGUUUGUCUGAGGGCGUGCUUUGUGAGCCGCAGAGAUUUGUAACUUAAUGCCAAGUAGUUUGCUGCUAGCAACCAGAAACCAAAUCCUGUCUAUGAUGAACUGUUGGUUUUCUUGUGCUCCCAAGAACAGACAUGCAGCAGAUUGGAACAAAUAUGAUGACCGAUUGAUGAAAGCCGCGGAGAGGGGAGAUGUAGAAAAAGUUUCCUCAAUCCUUGCUAAAAAGGGCAUCAAUCCAGGCAAACUAGAUGUGGAAGGCAGAUCUGCCUUCCAUGUUGUGGCCUCAAAGGGGAAUCUUGAAUGUUUGAAUGCCAUCCUUAUACAUGGAGUUGAUAUUACAACCAGUGACACUGCAGGAAGAAAUGCUCUUCACUUGGCUGCAAAGUAUGGGCAUGCAUUGUGUCUACAAAAACUUCUACAGUACAAUUGUCCCACUGAACAUGCAGACCUGCAGGGAAGAACCGCACUUCAUGACGCAGCAAUGGCAGACUGUCCUUCCAGCAUACAGCUGCUUUGUGACCAUGGGGCCUCCGUGAAUGCCAAAGAUGUGGAUGGGCGGACACCGCUGGUUCUGGCUACUCAGAUGUGUAGGCCAGCAAUCUGUCAACUGCUGAUAGAUCGAGGGGCAGAGAUUAAUUCCAGAGACAAACAAAACAGAACUGCUCUCAUGCUUGGUUGCGAGUAUGGUUGUAAGGAUGCUGUAGAAGUCUUACUUAAAAAUGGUGCUGAUGUAAGCCUGCUGGAUGCCUUGGGCCAUGAUAGUUCUUACUAUGCAAGAAUUGGUGACAAUCUGGACAUUCUAACUUUAUUGAAGACUGCGUCAGAAAAUACCAACAAAGGGAGAGAACUUUGGAAGAAAGGACCAUCUUUACAGCAGCGAAAUUUGCCGUACAUGCUAGAUGAAGUAAAUGUGAAGUCAAGUCAGAGGGAGCAUCGAAACAUUCAGGAGCUGGAGAUUGAAAAUGAAGAUUUGAAAGACAGGUUGAGAAAAAUUCAGCAAGAACAGAGAAUAUUACUGGAUAAAGUCAAUGGUUUACAACUACAGCUGAAUGAGGAAGUGAUGGUUGCUGAUGAUCUGGAAAGUGAGAAAGAAAAGCUGAAGUCUCUUUUGGUGGCUAAAGAAAAGCAACAUGAAGAAAGCCUAAGAACUAUUGAGUCUCUGAAAAACAGAUUUAAAUAUUUUGAGUGUACUUCCCCAGGGGUGCCAGCCCACAUGCAAAGCAGGUCUAUGUUAAGACCACUGGAGCUAUCAUUACCCAAUCAAACCUCAUAUUCUGAAAAUGACCUCUUAAAGAAAGAGUUAGAAGCAAUGAGAACUUUCUGCGAAUCAGCCAAACAAGACCGCCUCAAGCUCCAGAACGAGCUGGCGCACAAGGUGGCUGAGUGCAAAGCUUUAGGACUAGAAUGUGAACGCAUCAAGGAGGACUCUGAUGAGCAGAUAAAGCAGUUAGAAGACGCAUUGAAAGAUGUGCAGAAGAGAAUGUAUGAGUCGGAAGGUAAAGUAAAACAAAUGCAGACACACUUUCUUGCCCUUAAAGAGCACCUGACCAGUGAAGCAGCUAUAGGGAAUCACAGACUAAUGGAGGAGCUGAAGGAUCAGUUGAAGGACAUGAAAGCGAAAUAUGAGGGUGCAUCAGCAGAAGUGGGAAAACUGCGAAACCAAAUCAAACAAAAUGAGCUGCUAGUAGAACAGUUUAGGAGAGAUGAAGGCAAGCUGGUGGAAGAGAAUAAGCGAUUGCAGAAGGAACUCAGUAUGUGUGAAACGGAGCGAGACAAGAAAGGAAGGAGGGUUGCUGAGGUGGAAGGCCAGGUAAAGGAACUCUUAGCAAAGCUGACCUUGUCAGUUCCAACUGAAAAAUUUGAGAGCAUGAAGAGCUUAUUAUCAAGCGAAGUAAAUGAGAAGGUGAAAAAAAUUGGAGAGACAGAAAGAGAGUAUGAAAAAUCACUUACUGAAAUCAGACAGUUAAGGAGAGAGCUUGAGAAUUGUAAGGCCAAACUUGCUCAGCAUGUCAAGCCAGAGGAGCAUGAGCAGCUCAAGAGCAGACUGGAGCAAAGAGCAGGAGAACUUGCAAAGAAGGUCACGGAACUCACGUCGAAAAAUCAGGUGUUGCAAAGGGACGUUGAAAAGGUUUAUCUGGAUAAUAAGCUCCUCAAUCAGCAAGUACAUAAUUUAACAAGUGAAAUAAAAAGUCAUUAUGUUCCCCUACAAGUGAGUGAAGAAAUGAAAAAGUCACAUGAUGUCACCGUCGAGGAACUGAAGAAACAGCUUUUAGAUGUCACGCAAAAAUGCGCAGACAAGCAGCUGGAAAUGGAGAAAUUGCUGUUGGAAAAUGACAGUUUAAGUAAGAACGUUAGCCGCCUAGAAACUGUAUUUGUGCCUCCUGAGAAACACCAAAAAGAGGUCACAGCUCUGAAAUCCAGCGUCGCUGACCUCAAACGACAGCUGUUGGAACUGAACAAGAAGUGUGGGGAAGACCGAGAGAAAAUAAACGCCCUCGUGUCGGAAAACACUAGCUUGAAAAAGACCCUGAGUAAUCAGUAUGUGCCGGCUAAGACCCACGAGGAGGUUAAGACCGCGCUGAGUGGCACGCUGGAUAAGACCAAUAGAGAAUUACUAGAUGCGAAGAAGAAAUGGGAAGAUCUCAAUCAGGAAUUUGUAAAAACAAAAGAUGAGAAUGAAAUCCUCAAAAGAAACCUGGAAAACACUCAGAGCCAAAUAAAAGCCGAGUACAUCAGCCUCCGUGAGCAUGAAGAGAAGAUGAGUGCCAUAAAUCAGAACAUGAAGAGUGUACAGGAUAACAGUGCAGAAAUACUGGCCAACUACAGAAAGGGCCAAGAGGAGAUUGUGACACUACACGCAGAAAUUGAAGCCCAGAAAAAGGAACUUGACACCAUCCAAGAAUGCAUUAAGCUCAAAUAUGCUCCUAUUAUCAGCUUCGAAGAGUGCGAGAGAAAAUUUAAAGCCACAGAGAAAGAACUAAAAGAACAGUUAUCGGAGCAGAUGCAAAAAUAUCACGUCAGGGAAGAAGAGGCCAAGAAGUACAAGCAAGAGAAUGACAAGUUGAAGAAGGAGAUUUUCACUCUUCAGAAGGAUUUAAAAGAUAAGAAUGUUCUCAUCGAGAACUCUCAUGACAUGGAAAGAGCACUCAACAGAAAAGCAGAAGAGCUCAACAAACAGUUGAAAGACCUGUUGCAGAAGUACAGUGAGAUAAAGACUGAGAAGGAGAAGCUGGUUGACGACAAUGCCAGACAGACUUCUGAGCUUCUUGCAGCCCAGACCCUUCUGCAAAAGCAACAUGUUCCAUUGGAACAAGUUGAGACCCUGAAAAAAUCUCUUAACAGCACAAUUGAGCAUCUCAAGGAAGAACUGAAGAAUAAGCAAAAGUGUUAUGAGAAAGAGCAGCAGACAGUGGCCAAACUGCAUCAGAUGCUAGAGAACCAAAAGAACUCUUCAGUGCCCCUGGGAGAGCAUCUGCGGGUUAAGGAAGCCUUUGAGAAGGAAGUGGGCAUGAUAAAGGCCAGCCUGAGGGAAAAGGAAGAAGAAAGCCAAAACAAAACCGAAGAGGUCUCCAAACUGCAGUCUGAGGUUCAGGACACAAAACAAGCAUUACAAAAACUAGAGACAAGAGAGGUAGUUGAUUUGUCUAAAUAUAAAGCAACAAAAAGUGAUCUGGAGACCCAGAUUUCCAACCUGAAUGAAAAACUGGCCAAUCUGAAUCGGAAGUAUGAAGAAGCCUGCGAGGAGGUGCUGCGUGCCCAAAGGAAGCAACUGUCUGCCAAAGAUGAGAAGGAAUUGCUACAUUUCAGCAUUGAGCAAGAAAUCAAGGAUCAGCAGGAGCGGUGUGAUAAGUCCUUAACAACAAUCACAGAGUUACAGAAAAGAAUACAGGAAUCUGCCAAACAGAUCGAAGCGAAAGAUAAUAAGAUAACAGAACUGCUUAAUGAUGUGGAAAGACUCAAACAGGCACUCAGUGGCCUUUCACAGCUCACUUCCCCGAGUGGGAGUCCCAGCAAGAGGCAGAGCCAGCUGAUUGACACCCUGCAGCACCAAGUGAAGUCUCUACAGCAGCAGCUGGCUGACACUGACAGACAGCACCAAGAGGUGAUUGCGAUUUAUCGGACACACCUUCUGAGUGCUGCACAGGGUCACAUGGAUGAAGAUGUGCAGGCGGCCUUACUCCAGAUCAUACAGAUGAGGCAGGGGCUCGUGUGCUAGCAGGCAGUGCUGACUGGCUGGUGUGUGCUUUGGCUGAUGGUGCCAAGCAUUCCCCUUGCAACUCCAUGGCCUUUCUGGGCCUUGUGCUAGUAUAAUUGAAAUAAAAUAUAUUUUGUUUCAUCA